GAACACCUGAGUAAAGGCAGCCCCUAGUGUCGCGUCUCGAUUGCGAAACAACAGCAACGACGAGGAGAGGAAUACCUAUAAAAGAGAGAAAAGAGGUGAACGCCAGCGACGCUUGCAUAAUGAAAAUCUGGACGUCCGAGCAUGUCUUCAACCAUCCAUGGGAGACUGUUACCCAGGCCGCCUGGCGAAAGUACCCAAAUCCAAUGACACCGUCUAUUAUUGGCACCGAUGUCGUGGAGCGUAGAGUGGUAAAUGGAGUUCUGCACACUCACCGUCUCGUUCAAUCCAAAUGGUAUUUCCCGAAGUGGACGCACGCACUGAUUGGCACGGCGAAGACUUGUUUUGCCAGCGAACGUUCCACUGUGGAUCCGCAGCGUAAACAGAUGGUCUUAAAGACAAAUAACUUAACAUUUUGCCGCAAUAUCAGCGUUGACGAGGUUCUCUACUACGAGCCACAUCCGGGCGAUGCAACCAAAACGCUGCUCAAACAAGAGGCAACAGUAACAGUCUAUGGCGUGCCUCUCUCACAUUAUAUGGAAGAUUUGCUAACCUCCACGAUUAGUUCGAAUGCGGGCAAGGGUCGCCAGGGACUCGAAUGGGUCAUUGGCCUGAUCAAUACGGAGGUGAAGAGCAUUGCCGAUUCAGCUGCACGGGGCACAGACGAACUGAUACACAGUACGAGGCGUUCCAUUGACGAGGUCACGGAGAGCGCGCGAAAGAGUAUGGAUGAGAUUGGCGCACAGGCGGCCAAAGCGGCGAAAGCCAUGCACAUAACAUAGAUGCUAUCGAUAACGAGCAUAGAUAACCAUAUUUGUAAGUGGAGCCGUUAUUUUGGACGUAGUGAAUUGGAACUUACUGUUGUAGGCGCAUCGUCGGGUACGCUGCUUUGUCGUAGUACAACAAAAAAAAAACAACACGCAUAAAAUAAUCGAACGAACCUUAAACACACACACACACAAAACAAUAAUUCAACAUAAUCUUCUCUUUGAAAAAUAGCAAACGAACUAUUUUAAUCGUCUGCUUUGAUAUAUUUUUUAAAAUCAAAUU
Messenger RNA from Drosophila navojoa, 1047 nucleotides. RefSeq names its product PRELI domain containing slowmo (gene slmo). The record is from RefSeq and is a predicted model, not a curated record. NCBI's taxonomy places the organism in Eukaryota, Metazoa, Arthropoda, Insecta, Diptera, Drosophilidae. Gene Ontology annotation, cellular component: mitochondrial intermembrane space.